AAAUGAACUCAUGUUUUUUUUUAUAUUAACAGAGUAUUUCUGAGCCCCUUUCUAAGACAAAAGGAGAUGGUCAUAUAACUAUUGCUCAAAGACCAAAACAUACAACACAUUCACAAAGUAAAGAAGCAUCAGAAGAUCAUACUGUGAAACCUGAAAUACAGAAAGUCAGUCAUGGAAACAGUGAAAUGGAUAUACCAAAGCAUAUCCCGGAGUCUCCUUCUGAGGUGAAAGAAGCUGAUAAUUUACAUGGCACUACUACUGAAGCAAGACAACGACCGGCAAAUGUACAAAUAAAAGCAGCAGAGCCUAUAAUGAAAAUAGAAGGCAGCCGAAACAGCCAUGGAGACAGUGACAAGGCUGAGUCACAGCAGCGUAUUUCGGAGUCUCUUUCUAAGAAGAAAGAAGUUGAUAAUUUACAGGACACUACUACUAAAGCAAGACAAGGAAUGUCAAAUGUACAAAUAAAAGCAGCAGAGCCUGUAGUGAAAAUAGAAGGCGGUCGCGACAACCAUAGCGACAGUUACAAGGCUGAGUCACGGAGUAUUUCUGAGCCUCAUUCUAGCAAGAAAGAAGAUGGUCAUAUAAAUGUUGCUCAAAGACCAAAACAUCCAACACAUUCACAAAUAAAAGAACCAUCAGCAGAUGAUACUGCAAAACCGGAAAUACAGAAAACCAGCCAUAGAGACAGCAAAAUGGACCUACUAAUGCAGCGUAUCCCUGAGUCUCUUCCUGAGAAGAAAGAAGUUGAUAAUGUACCUGGCACCACUACUAAAGCAGGACAACGAAUGGCAAAUGUACAAAUAAAAGCAGCAGAGCCUAUAAUGAAAGUAGAAGGCAGCCGAGACAGCCAUGGUGACAGUGACAAGGCUGAGUCACGGAGUAUUUCUGAGCCUCUUUCUAAGAAGAAAGAAGAUGGUCCUAUAAGUAUUACUCAAAGAAAACAAACAACACAUUCGAAAAUAAAAGAAGCAUCAGAAGUUCAUACUGUGACACCAGAAAUACAGAAAGCCAGUCGUGGAGACAGUGAAAUGGAUAUACCAAUGCAGCGCAUUUCUGAGUCUCUUUCUGAGAAGAAAGAAGUUGAUAAUUUACAGGACACUACUACUAAAGCAAGACAAAGAAAUUCAAAUGUACAAAUAAAAGCAGCAGAGCCUGUAGUCAACAUAGAAGGCGGCCAUGACAGCCAUAGCGACAGUUACAAGGCUGAGUCACGGAGUAUUUCUGAGCCUCGUUCUAACAAGAAGGAAGAUGGUCAUAAAACUAUUGCUAAACGACCAAAACAUACAAAACAUUCACAGAUAAAAGAAACAUCAGCAGAUCAUACUGCAAAACCAGAAAUAAAGAAAGCUAGCCAUAGAGACAGCAAAAUGGGUCUAUUAACGCCUAUGCCUGAGUCUCUUUCUGAGAAGAAAGAUGUUGAUAAUUUACAGGACACUACUACUAAAGCAAGACAACAAAUAUCAAAAGUACAAAUAAAAGCAGCAGAGCCUGUAGUCAACAUAGAAGGCGGCCAUGACAGCCAUAGCAACAGUUACAAGGCUGAGUCACGGCAGAGUAUUUCUGAGCCUCAUUCUAGCAAGAAAGAAGAUGGUCAUAAAACUAUUGCUCAACGACCAAAACAUGGAAAACAUUCACGGAUAAAAGAAGCAUCAGCAGAUCAUACUGCAAAACCAGAAAUACAGAAAGCCAGCCAUAGAGACAGCAAAAUGGAUCUACUAAAGCAGCAUAUGCAUGAGUCUCUUUCUGAGAAGAAAGAAGUUGAUAAUUUACAGGACGCUACUACUAAAGCAAGACAACAAAUGUCAAAAGUACAAAUAAAAGCAGCAGAGCCUGUAGUGAAAAUAGAAGGCGACCGUGACAGCCAUACCGACAGUUACAAGACUGAGUCACAGCAGAGUAUUUCUGAGCCUCAUUCUAGCAAGAAAGAAGAUGGUCAUAAAACUAUUGCUAAACGACCAAAGCAUGCAAAACAUUCACAGAUAAAAGAAGCAUCAGCAGAUCAUACUGCAGAACCAGAAAUACAGGAAGCCAGCCAUAGAGACAGCAAAAUGGAUCUACUAACGCAUAUGUCUGAGUCUCUCUCUGAGAAGAAAGAAGUUGAUAAUUUACAGGACACUACUACUAAAGCAAGACAACAAAUGUCAAAAGUACAAAUAAAAGCAACAGAACCUGUACUGAAAAUAGAAAGUGGCCGCGACAGCCAUAGCGACAGUUACAAGGCUGAGUCACAGCAGAGUAUUUCUGAGCCUCAUUCUAGCAAGAAGGAAGAUGGUCAUAAAACUAUUGCUCAACAACCAGAACAUGCAAAACAUUCACAGAUAAAAGAAGCAUCAGCAGAUCAUACCGCAAAACCAGAAAUAAAGAAAGCUAGUCGUAGAGGCAGAAAAAUGGGUCUAUUAAUGGUAAGAGUAUUCAAAUUUGAAAACUACAUGUACAUUGCAUAUUCACUUUCAAAAUUUACUGUAAAUCUCUUUGAAUGCACAGUUGUUGACCUCAUAAGGUGUGUUUCUGGGAAGAAAGAAGUUGAUAAUGUACAGGACACUACUACUGAAGCAAGACAACAAAUGUCAGAAGUACAAAUAAAAGCAGCAGAGCCUGUAGUGAAAAUAGAAAGCAGCCGUGACAGCCAUAGCGACAGUUACAAGGCUGAGUCACAGAGUAUUUCUGAGCCUCAUUCUAGCAAGAAGGAAGAUGGUCGUAAAACUAUUGCUCAAAGACAAAAACAUGGAACACAUUCACAGAUAAAAGAAGCAUCAGCAGAUCAUACUACAAAACCAGAAGUACAGAAAGCCAGCCAUAGAGACAGCAAAAUGGAUCUACUAACACGAAUUAUUCCUAUGUGUAUGGUUUUGUCUAUGGCAGCAGCAGAGCCUGUAGUGAAAAUAGAAAGCAGCCACAACAGCCAUAGCGACAGUUACAAGGCUGAGUCACAGAGUAUUUCUGAGCCUCAUUCUAGCAAGAAGGAAGAUGGUCAUAAAACUAUUGCUCAAAGACAAAAACAUGGAACACAUUCACGUACAAAAGUAUUACCUGGCAUAGAAGCUCUUCAGUCGUUCAUCCUGGGUGGUGGUCAGGAAAGGCAUUCAGAGAGAAGCAUCCGGAGAGCAGCAGGAAAAGAUGGUGAUGCAGCAUGA
Molecule: messenger RNA, 3134 nt
Organism: Jaculus jaculus (lesser Egyptian jerboa)
Lineage: Eukaryota; Metazoa; Chordata; Mammalia; Rodentia; Dipodidae
Exons: 35
Coding region: 186-3134 (982 amino acids)
Source: RefSeq, a predicted model, not a curated record